AUGAAGAUCUGCGUGGCCACCAUUCUGUCAAUCGCCCUCCUUCUGGGUAACUCUGUCAAGCUCCGAGCUUCCGUUACUGGGCCGGUUCCCGCGGACGGUGAUGGUCCUGCGUCUCAGAUGUGUCAGCAGUGCUGCCAGGGACCUGCCGCAAUACCCGGCAUACCAGGUCUGCCUGGGCCAGUAGGACCAAUGGGGCCAUACGGUCAGCCGGGGUCAAAGGGCGUUGCAGGUCAGCAAGGUGAGAUUGGCCCUAUUGGGCCUAUGGGUGAGCGGGGAGCACCUGGGAACACUGGGUCUAAAGGUGACGAUGGGAUUGGUCUGCCUGGCAAGAUAGGUCCGACAGGGCUACCGGGGUUUGUUGGAGGAACCGGGGAAACUGGUGUCAAAGGUCAGAAGGGUGAGCCAGGGGAGACACCAGACGACUCCAACCAGCGGAUUGCAUUCACCGUGGUGAGGACGAGCAGCUCGGAUACCUCUACGAGUAACCACUACCGUUUGCCCUUCCAGCAGGCCAAGACACUUCUGCCAGGUACCAGCUUCGAUCUCGAGACCGGUACGUUCACCUGUAGCGUGCCGGGCACUUACGUAUUUACGUUUUCUGUUCUUAAGUAUAACAACAACGGUAACCUUCGCAUCCAUCUUGUUAAAAACAACUACAAGGUGAUCACUACCUAUGGUGAAACAGGUCAACGUGGUCAGUUGUCUGGGAGCGCGGUGCUGGUUCUGCAGCGAGGAGACACGGUGUAUCUUACCAUGAACGGUAGGGCGUACAGUGAUUCCACCUAUCACUACACCUCAUUCAGUGGCUUCCUCCUUUUCUCCGAAUAAAUAAAUAAUUAAAUAAAUACAAUGAAACCAAAACGCAUAAAUAUACAGGAGCAGUGCUGCAUUUUUUUGGUUUCGCUUUCCAUUUUGCCAAAACAGUAACCAAUGAAUUAAAAGAAAAAUGUUCAAUGUCAUGAUACUAAGAAAGAUAAUUGAUUCUUAACACAAAGCAUUUUAACAUUCAAGUAUCAAAGCUGCGUAAAAACAGUUAAUUAAAAAGAAGUUAAAUAUAUGACUUUUGAAAAAGAAGGUUUUAGAUGCGAUUGAAAACACUUCAAAUUCGUUUUUUUUGCUCAAAUAACUUGGAAGUCUGCACGGUCACCGUAUGCCUUGCCAGUCUUUGGACAAACUCUAGGAAGAUUAAACUGAACCCCAUCACAGCUUUUAGUGCGCGCGAAUGUUUAACGCAUGAACUGGUAUUUACUCUGUGAAGUACCGUAGCGCUGCCUCACCAUGGCGGAUAAGUUUGAAAAGUACCGAAGAAUCUUGAAUUCUUUCCGCACCGUAACCAAGAGCCAACGUAGUUCCUGAAGUAUGGGCGUACGACCCUUCCUUCUGCAUAUAUGUUGUUAUUUCUUAAACUGGUCAUCGUAUGAAAAAACAUAAACCGUUACAAUAGUCUGUCUGGCAAGUAACAAAUGCAUGUAUUAAAAUAUAUUGUUGUUGUUAAAAUAUAUUGUUGUUUUUUUUAUUUGCAUUUCGCAUACCGUAUACAGCCAGAGAUUAAAUGAAGUCUGGUGAUAUCAUUUAUUUAUCCUCAGAAACUUUUUUUCUUGAAAAAAAACCAAGAGUUUAAAAUUGCGCCACAGUGAACCAAGAACUCUCAACUUUUGUUAAACACUUUAGUUUGUAUCCCAUGUUAUACAUGUGUAAUUGAGUUUUUGUUUCAUGUGAAAAGUUGAGUUUUAGAGCUUUCACUUUGAUGAAAUUGUUUAUGUUUUAAUGUAAGUUUAGUUGAUAAUGUGACACAAUAUCAGAAGAUUACGCAAUUAUGAUUCUAUAGAAUAUAUUUGAUUGUAAGAAUUUGUUUUCCAAGUAUACAUUUGAGGAUGUGCUCUUGUAAGCAGCUAAACCAAUUUAAGCACAGACAUUAAUCAUAUAACAUGUAAUCAGUAUCGAGUAUAAAUGCUCAAAAACUGUAUUUUGAACAUUACUUUAAUUGAACAUUUAGCUUUUAACAAUGUGGAAAACCUUGUCCCACUCGUAAUACAUUCCAUCGAAUUCCUCUCAAGAAAGUAAAAUUACAGAGAAAUAUUUGUCGUUGAAAUGAACGAGCAAAUCACAGUCUGACUUUUACGAACAAAAUAAUUUCUUAUUAAGCACUUAAAUCUGUGAUUAUAGAUAACAAUUUUAAUC
Molecule: messenger RNA, 2181 nt
Organism: Patiria miniata (bat star)
Lineage: Eukaryota; Metazoa; Echinodermata; Asteroidea; Valvatida; Asterinidae
Product: complement C1q subcomponent subunit B-like
Exons: 1
Coding region: 1-828 (275 amino acids)
Molecular function (GO): protein binding
Source: RefSeq, a predicted model, not a curated record